Messenger RNA from Spinacia oleracea (spinach), 985 nucleotides. RefSeq names its product WRKY transcription factor 8. Gene Ontology annotation, biological process: regulation of DNA-templated transcription. Gene Ontology annotation, molecular function: DNA-binding transcription factor activity; sequence-specific DNA binding. NCBI's taxonomy places the organism in Eukaryota, Viridiplantae, Streptophyta, Magnoliopsida, Caryophyllales, Amaranthaceae. The record is from RefSeq and is a predicted model, not a curated record. The transcript is spliced from 3 exons. Bases 83 to 793 code for a protein of 236 amino acids.
UACAUUCUUCUUCAUUUCUUCCUGACAAUAAAAAAACCCACGUUUUUUUUAGAGAGAGAAAACGAAAAAGAAAAAGAAAGAGAUGGAGAUGUUAAACCAGGGUUUAAUGGAGGGAUUAUCAAGUUCUCAAAUUGGGUUUUACCUAAACUCUACAAAUUUGAAUAACUACUCUCCUCCACCACUUGGUACUAAUCAUCAUCAUCAUCAACAACAACAACAAUCUGAUGAUCUUAAACCCUUGAAUCAUAAUCAUAGUAAUUAUUAUUUACAGUCUUCGUUUACCUUAGAUCAUGUAACAUCUACUCUUACAAAGGCAGCUAGCCGAGAAGAUGAUUAUUUAUCUGUAAAUUAUAACUUAUGCAGGUCGGCGGCGUGGGGAGAAGGGACGAAGGGAUUAUUCCAGUUAGGAGGAAGCAAAAGAAGUUGUAAUGGAGAAGAUGAUUAUCCUAAUUAUGUAGGGGUAUCUGCGGUCAAAAUGAAGAAAAUUAAGGGAAGAAGAAAGGUCAGGGAACCGCGAUUUUGUUUCAAGACCAUGAGUGAUGUGGAUGUGUUAGAUGAUGGUUAUAAAUGGAGGAAAUAUGGUCAGAAAGUUGUCAAGAACACUCUUCACCCUAGGAGUUAUUACCGGUGCACACAAGACAACUGUAGAGUGAAGAAAAGAGUGGAAAGAUUAGCUGAAGAUCCAAGGAUGGUGAUCACAAGUUAUGAAGGCCGACACGUCCAUUCGCCUUCCAACGACCUCGAUGAAUCGCAAGGCGGUACCCAACCCCAGCUUAACAACUUCUUCUGGUGAAUGCUCAUCAUCAAUUCAUCAUAGAUCUAAGCAUAUAUACAUACACUACUCGUCUACUCCUUAAUUAUAAGUAUGAUAAAUUAAUUAACCUUUUUCCCUUAAGAUAUAUUGUUACUACUUAUUAGUCGGUUAAUUAGCUACACUAAAUCAUCGACGAAGCGUACGGUAUUGAGGUGGUGGUGUUGUUUUUAA